Molecule: messenger RNA, 399 nt
Organism: Stereum hirsutum FP-91666 SS1
Lineage: Eukaryota; Fungi; Basidiomycota; Agaricomycetes; Russulales; Stereaceae
Exons: 3
Coding region: 1-399 (132 amino acids)
Source: RefSeq, a predicted model, not a curated record
AUGUCUCCCACCGACUCGUUCAGCCUCUUCAUCAAUGUCAUUGAUCUUCUAGACAUGCUUUUCCACGUCUUGUGCUGUGUUUUGCCUAGAACGCAGAUAUUGAACCUUAACAACGCUUUGGAUGGCACGAAGAAAGAUCUCGAGAGGGCGGAAGAGAUGGGGAUUGAGGUACAAGAGUUCAAGAAGGACAUGCAGAUGUACAUUAAACAGCGUGAGGUGUUACACGUCCGCAUCGGAAGAUCGACUGUGCUGUAUAUGGAGCUGGUAGAUGCUACGAUGGGCUUGACGUGCAAAGCUCGAGCUGUGCUCUGGAGGGUAAAGGUUUUGAGGAGGGCCAUCACGAUUUCUAUCCUCAAACAACAACAAAUCGGAGACGCUGAGAAGACACUCGUUGUUUGA